Messenger RNA from Heteronotia binoei (common prickly gecko), 1548 nucleotides. RefSeq names its product tetraspanin 1 (gene TSPAN1). The transcript has 8 exons. NCBI's taxonomy places the organism in Eukaryota, Metazoa, Chordata, Lepidosauria, Squamata, Gekkonidae. Gene Ontology annotation, cellular component: membrane. Bases 17 to 730 code for a protein of 237 amino acids. The record is from RefSeq and is a predicted model, not a curated record.
CCUUAAAGAUACCAAUAUGAGUUGCUUCAGUUUCUUGAAGGUCAUGAUGGUUUUGUUUAACCUGGCCAUAGCUCUUGGUGGGGCAGCACUCCUGGGCAUUGGCAUCUGGGUCAGUGUUGACAGCACCUCUUUUGUCAACCUGUUUGGCCCAUUGUCCUCCAACGUUUUGCAGUUUGUGAAUGUGGGCUAUCUCCUUAUUGCCAUUGGAGCUGUCCUAUUUGCACUGGGCUUCCUAGGAUGCUGUGGAGCUCAGAAAGAGAGCAAGUGUCUUUUGAUCACGUUCUUCUCCAUUAUCCUGAUCAUCUUCAUAAUUGAAGUUGCUGCUGCAGUGGUGGCUCUGGUCUACACGUCUGUUGCAGAAACUAUAUUACAAGGAACAGUAACCCAGGCAUUGAAAAAAGACUAUGGAAAGAAUAAAGAAGUUACAGACAUCUGGAAUAAGACUAUGGAAGAAUUGGAAUGUUGUGGCUUAAUGAACUACACAGAUUUCAAUAACUCAUACUACCUUGACCAUUACCGCCAAUAUCCACCAUUCUGCUGCAAAAACAACACGGACUGCAAUGCGGAAUUGGCUCAUAUGGCCAAUAUAACAGGCUGCUUUCCCAAGUUGCUGUCUAAAAUACGUUCAAAUGCUGGUGUAGUGGGAGGAGUAGCAGCUGGGAUCUGUCUGCUGGAGAUUGCAGCCAUGGCUGUAGCAAUGUACCUGUACUGUCGUCUAGAUGAGAAGUGACUAGGAUAGAAGCCUAGGAAGACCACAAACCAGGAGGCAAGAGAAUGGCACACCUAGCAACCUUUUCUGAACUGUGUCUACAACAAUCAAACAUUUCUUGGACUUGAGGCAUCUCAUAUGAUUAAUUUAUUUGACUCUAUCAAACUGGAAUCUAUAGUAUGUAUAUGAAUGAAAAGUGGUUUGAUAUGAAAUUUUUGUGAUGCGAAGAGCUCUUGUUUUGAAAGCCAGAGAUAAGGGGCCAAAGGCUAAAAGGAAGACAGUGCUUCUCCCUUUCAGAAGUUGACUUUACUGCAAAGAAGUUUUGUGUUAGUUAGAUACCUGGCAUCCUGAGACUAGUAUGAAAUCUCUGUGUUUCUGGGAGAAUGAAUGGUUUGUGCUGCUGAUGGUUUAAAUAGGUUUCCAUUCCUAUGUAAACCUAACCCCCAGAUGGUAUAAAUGGGAGUCAAUUGCACUUCUGGGUAUAAAUAUCAGCCUAAGGCAAACUGGUAAAACAAAAAUCUCCCAGCUGUUGGGAUUAGUACUGCAUGGCUAGAAGACAGAAACAGUUCUUCUCUGCAUGUCAGUGCAUGGGGGAAUUGAUUGUGCCUGGCAUUUCUCCUCCUUCCUCUCCCUUCUCCCAGUAUAAUAAUUGCAACGAACUAGUCUGUCUGGGCUUCUGGAUAAGCUGACCAUCUCUGAAGGGAGCUCCACCUAUUGUAUAUUGUCAGUUCUCUAUAUAGGUAUUUUUUUACGCUUUGUGGAUAUAACUUAAUUUAUAAUCUAAUUAAAAUUAUACUUUUGCACAUUGACUACUGCAAUAAAAUCUACUUUUUAAUGAA